This is a messenger RNA of Cicer arietinum (chickpea), 1434 nucleotides long. Its product is annotated as hydroquinone glucosyltransferase-like. Lineage: Eukaryota; Viridiplantae; Streptophyta; Magnoliopsida; Fabales; Fabaceae. The record is from RefSeq and is a predicted model, not a curated record. Gene Ontology annotation, molecular function: UDP-glycosyltransferase activity.
AUGGAGACCAAAACUCACAUAGCCAUAGUUACAGUUCCUGUUUAUAGUCAUCUACGUUCAAUUCUUGAAUUCGCCAAGAAAUUGAUUAAUCUAGACAAAAACAUUCAUGUCACAUGCAUCAACCCAAUAUUUGGUUCACCAUUCAACAAUGUCAAAUCUCUAUUUGAAACUCUUCCAUCAACCAUUAACUACAUUUUUCUUCCAUCAAUAAAUUUAGAAGACUUACCAAAAGAUAUUCACCCUGCCCUCAAAGUUCAAGCCACUAUAUAUCGUUCCAUUCCUAUAAUUUAUGAUGCAUUAAACACAUUACAUUCUAGUUCAAAACUUGUUGCUAUUGUUGCUGACGGUUUAAUAACCGAAGCGUUACCAUUAGCUAAAAAACUCAAUAUUUUGGCCUAUUCAUAUUUUCCAUCCACUACUAUGUUACUAUCACUUUGUUUAUAUUCUUCCAAGCUAGACAAAAAAAUUUGUUCCGAGUACAAAGAACUAUUAGAACCUUUAGAAAUUCCGGGUUGCAUACCGAUUAAUGGUAGCGAUCUUCCUGACCCUAUGCAAGAUCGAUCGGGCGAAGCGUACAAGGUUUUUUUGGAAGCUAAUGAUAGAUUUUAUUUAGCUGAUGGUAUAAUGAUUAAUAGCUUUCUUGAGCUUGAAGAAAUUACCAUAAAAGCUUUGCAACAAAAAGAGGGUGAAGGAAUUCCUUCUAUAUAUCCAAUUGGACCUUUUAUACAAAAUAAUGUUUCAUGUGAUAAUAAGGGAAUUAGUGAUAGUGAAUAUUUUAGAUGGUUGGAUAAGCAUGAAGAAAAAUCCAUUUUAUAUGUUUCAUUUGGAAGUGGUGGAACACUUUGUAAUGAUCAAAUAAUUGAGCUUGCAUAUGGAUUAGAAUUGAGUGGUCAAAAUUUUUUGUGGGUUUUAAGGCCACCAAAUAAAUUUGGUGUUAUUGAUGACAUUGGUAGUGAUGAAAAUGAAGAAGAUGUUUUUCAAUUUUUACCAAAUGGUUUCUUGGAAAGAACAAAAGGGAAAGGUUUUGUAGUUCCAUAUUGGGCACCUCAAAUUGAAAUUCUUGGUCAUAGUUCAAUUGGUGGGUUUUUAUCACAUUGUGGUUGGAAUUCAACACUAGAGAGUGUUGUAAAUGGAAUUCCAUUAAUUGCAUGGCCACUUUUUGCUGAACAAAAGAUGAAUGCUGCUUUGGUAACUGAUGGUUUGAAAGUGGCAAUUAGGCCUAAACUUAAUGAGAAAGGUAUAGUGGAAAGGAGAGAGAUUGAUAAGGUUGUAAAUAAUUUAAUGGUAGGUGAAGAAGGAAAGGAAAUUAGACAAAGAAUGGAAAAGUUGAAAGGUGGUGCUAUUGAUGCUUUGAAGGAAAAUGGAUCUUCAACAAGGACACUUACACAAUUGGCAUUAAAAUGGAAAAGUUUAGGGGUCACAUUGGAGAACUAA